Messenger RNA from Hemicordylus capensis (graceful crag lizard), 645 nucleotides. Its product is annotated as dynein axonemal heavy chain 5-like. NCBI's taxonomy places the organism in Eukaryota, Metazoa, Chordata, Lepidosauria, Squamata, Cordylidae. The transcript is spliced from 4 exons. The record is from RefSeq and is a predicted model, not a curated record. Bases 1 to 645 code for a protein of 214 amino acids.
AUGGCACGUGACUGGAAACGCAUCACAGAUCUCACUGACCAUAAUUUUGAUGUUGAAAAUGAGACUUUCAAACUAAGAAACAUUAUGGAAGCACCGUUGUUGAAGUACAAAGAAGAAAUAGAGGAUAUCUGCAUCAGUGCAGGGAAGGAGAGGGAUAUUGAACAGAAGCUGAAACAAGUGAUUGCCGAGUGGGACAACAAAACAUUUACCUUUGCCAACUUUAAAACCCGCGGGGAGCUGCUCUUGAGAGGAGACAGCACUUCUGAAACUAUUGCAAGCGUGGAGGACAGCUUGAUGAUUCUGGGUUCUCUAAUGAGCAACAGGUACAAUACCCCAUUCAAGACUCAAAUACAAAAGUGGGUACAGUACUUGUCUAACACAACUGAUAUUAUAGAGAAUUGGCUGACAGUGCAAAAUCUGUGGAUAUACUUAGAGGCUGUUUUUGUUGGUGGAGACAUUGCAAAACAACUUCCUAAGGAAGCCAAGCGUUUCUCUAACAUUGACAAAUCAUGGGUGAAGUUCAUGACCCAAACCCAUGAAAUACCAAAUGUGGUCCAGUGCUGUGUUGGAGAUGAAACUAUGGAACAACUGCUGUCCCAUUUGUUGGAACAGCUGGAAAUCUGUCAAAAAUCUCUUACAGGGUAA